GUUUAAUGAAAUUUGUAAAAUAAUUACGCAAACUGUAGUGCCAUACUGUAUGACUUGUGGAUUUAGUGCUUACUUUUGAUUUGACCACACUAACUUUACUUGGAGGCUCACUUGGCAUUCUUGCAUUUUUUAUUUGUCCUGCAUAUUUAAUUUUAUAAUUUGUUCAUACCAUAAAUUUUUGAGCUGUGAAUGACAUGUGUGGCUAAUAAUAAUAAUAAUCUUUAUUUCUACAAGUACAGCUACAAGGUGAAGAUGCACAUGAGCUACUACUUCUCGUCGACAGUCUAUGACUUUCUUUUCAAAGGUGUCAACAUUAUUACAACAUGGGGAAUGGUGUCCUUGUGCUUGGGACUCGUAUCCCUUUCUGUACUUGCCGAAGGCUUCAAAGUAGCAAGGUCCCAGUUGCUAAAGGUUGCAGCAUCCCGCAAAACUGGUUGCAACAAAUAUGAUAUCCCUGAAAGGUCGCCGCUCUUAAUGUCUGAGUCAUUUCUUGGUCGUAGAAAUCAGAAGCUCUUGUAUAAACGCAGGGUGAAGUUCCAUAUCCUACAAUCUUUCCUACACAUCCUGCACCUCACAGUAGGAUACAUACUGAUGCUUGUGGUCAUGACUUACAAUGCAUACUUCACCAUCGCUGUUGUGGUUGGUGCUGGCCUUGGAUACUUCUUUUUUGCGGUAUUUGAUCUUCCAAGUAGAGUCCUGGGCACCUAUUAUUCCACUCUUCCCAAGGUACCAACAAACUCAACCCAAGGAUCAGAAGGUAAUUCAUGUAUACGUAGUUCAUAUGGGACAGCAGAAACUGUGCCGUCAUCUGUGGUGCUUCGUCCCGCGUCUGAGCUUGAGCAGUUUUCUCGUAAUAUAGACAGUAUGGAUUUGGCUUUUGAAAAUGUUGGACAUGAGCUUAAUGAUUCAGGGGGAGUUCAUGGGCAGUGUGAGAAAGUUGCUGAAGUGGACAGCUUACUUGAGGGACCCUUGGAUGAGGACUGUGGGGAGAAAGACAUUGGUGAAGGCAGCAUCAGUGAUACCACUCAUCUGCUACCUCAGGAAACCAUAAAAGUUGAGGUACAAGUGCAUGCUUACCCUGAAGAGUGAUGGUUAGAGUCACUUAGAAUACCUAAGUGAAGAGUGAUGGUUAGAAUCACUUAGAAUUGAUACCUAAGUGAAUCCUAAACAUUUUUCUUUGUUUAUUGUUGCUUUGACAUAUCUCUGCACAAUGCCAGUGGAACACCACUGAAAAUACAAAGCUAUUUUACUCUAAAUUAAGCUUUAACUAAUUGUCUUAAUACUAUACUCAACACUUGUACACUAAUAACAUGUACAUUUGAAAUUUGAAUAUUGAGUGAUCUACCUUCUACAAGAAGGCACAUUAGCUACAGUGUGGAUGACAGUACAUAUUACUUACAAAAAUAAUAUGUAAUACUUUGCAAAUUGUACUGUAUGCAGUACUCGAAUGUAAUGUAAGUCAGUUUUGAAAUUAAUACAGUAUACUGUGGUUAAUAUGAUAGGUGUUGAAACAUAAUUUAACAUGAUUGAAUAUCUUUGAGUAUGUUAUCUUACCAUUUCCCUUUUAUGUAAUUUCAAAUAUUAAUGUUCUAUGUAACAUUUCUAGAAUGUUAAUAGGUUUAGGUUAAUGCAAGUUUUCUCUCCAGUAAUUCAUUAGGCCAGGCAUUUUAGCCAUUGUGUCAAUGUUAAUCUUUGACUUAUACUAGAUCAAUACUGGUUUGGCUUGAGCUGGGAGUUGUAAAGAAGAAGAAGAAGAAGAAGAUAUUUCUUGGGUUAGUAAGCCACUAUAACCCAAGAAAGUCUAGGAGUGUAGCUUAUAUCUUUUGGGCUCUUUUUGGUUCCAAGAUGCAGUCCACAGCAGCCAAUUAAAAUCCAACCACCUGUUUGCUGUUAAGUGAACAGAGGCAGCAGGUGUAAGGACAUUUUUUUCACAUAUCUCACCAUAUCUGGGAAUCAAGCCUGUUUUUUUGUUUUUUUUUAUUCUGAAGCAAAUGCUCAACCCCUGAACAUGAGUUAUGCAUAGUACCAGUAUGUUCUUGCAUUUCCCAUUAUUCCUGCAGAUGGUGUUUUUGAUGCCAGUCCCGGUGUUUGUAUACCUGUACUUCGGGUACCAGCCCGUGAAUGUUGAUGUAAAAUAUGGAAAUUAGAGAGUUUUAUUUUUUAAUAAAUUGGCCGUUGCCUGCCAAGGCAGUUUUAUUAUAUGUUAAAAACACUUUUUUACAUAUACAAUGUGCUAGACACCCAUUCUUUAUGUAAUGUUUAAUCAUGCAUGCAAAGUAUAAUUACCAUAUACAUGUAGGCAUUUCAAAGAUCUGGUUAACAGCCAUAUUUUAUGCUUAAUCUCAUAUGCCUAGUCACAUUUCUCUUUUAACAUGAGACUUAUUAAUCACUGACUUAACCUGUAGCAUAGUUUGGUUAAUAUAUCUUUAUGCAUGUACAUAAAAUGGGUAGUACAGUACAAGGGAUGAGUCAUGAGUGUACAUAAAAUGAGUAGCACAAUUAAAUGUUGAAACUGGCCAGUAAAAAUACGUUGUGAAGGAUAAUAGACAUUCCUGAUCCACUGCGAGGUCUGGUCACUGACUGGGCCAUGGGGACAUUGACCUCCCGAAAAUCCUCCAGGUAUAACCCAGGUACACUCCAGGUAUCCCUAGAGCUUGCUUAACCGUCAACACUUCACAUCCCACUGGAACAUAUUCAUUUUCCAAGGCAUUUCCAAGCUCAGUAUGAUUACUAUUUUGUCCCUUACAGAACAAUACAGUGGACCCCUGGUUUACAAUAUUAUUUCAUUCCAGAAGUAUGUUCAGGUGCCAGUACUGACCGAAUUUGUUCCCAUAAGGAAUAUUGUGAAUUAGAUUAGUCCAUUUCAGACCCCCAAACAUACACAUACAAACGCACUUACAUAAAUACACUUAAAUAAUUGGUCGCAUUGGGAGCUGAUCGUAAACCGGGGGUCCACUGUAUACCAAAAUGCAGCUCUGUACUUGUAUUCAAUGGCAGGCCCAUCAUUUUCACAUUAUUACAGCUAACAUUCCCAUAGUGAGGGAAUCUCUUCACUUAUUUAGCUUGAGGACUGUUAUGGAAGGAUAAGUUCUGUUUUCAGUAAUGGUAGAUCAACAGAACUGUUACUCCAUAACAGUUACCUUAUUAAUAAACUUCAUGUUCUUGCCGUGUUCUGCGUGCAUGUGUGACAGGUACAAUACAUGUGAAUAAUGUAUAUUUCUUGAAAGUUUAUGUUCAUUAAGAACUAGUUUGAUCCAAGCACUGCUUAGGAAGCAGAACUAUUGAUCCAAGCACUGCUUAGGAAGCAGAAUUAUUGAUCCAAUCACUGCUUAGGAAGCAGAAUUAUUGAUCCAAUCACUGCUUAGGAAGCAGAAUUAUUGAUCCAAGCACUACUUAGGAAGCCAAAUUAUUGAUCCAAUCACUGCUUAGGAAGCAGAACUAUUGAUCAGAGCACUGCUUAGGAAGCAGAACUAUUGAUCCAAUCACUGCUUAGGAAACAGAACUAUAAUGUAACAUAGUUACAUUGUAAUUAAUUUAUUUAAUUUCCUUGAUGAUGAUAACUUGUUUAAUAUCAUUGAUUUGUUAUAGUUUCCUUUGGCUUUUACUGUAUUAUCAUUUGGUCAGUUAUGAAAUCAUAAUUUUUAUUAUGAAGGGUAAAACAAACACAUUUGGUCAUAUUAAUCAUAUGAACAUUUCUACUAAAUGUUUGUAAUUGAGAUGGUUUCAUAAUGAGUCUCCAUUUUUAAUUUAUGUUGAUUGAAUUGAAAGGUAUGAUUAUCAUGCAGAGUUAUGUGGUACAAAAUUAUUUUACCACCAAGUUGAAGACUAAAUCUGUGAAUCAGUAUUAUAUGUUGAUGGAACUGCAGGAGAAAUAUAGUUCGAUAUUGACAAUAAUAAAAGAUUAUGCAGUGAUGGAACUGCAAGAGAAAUGUAGUUUGAUAUUGACAAUAAUAAAAGAUUAUGCAGUGAUGGAACUGCAGGAGAAAUGUAGUUUGAUAUUGACAAUAAUAAAAGAUUAUGCAGUGAUGGAACUGCAAGAGAAAUGUAGUUCAGUAUUGACAAUAAUGAAAGAUUAUGCAGUGAUGUAACUGCAAGAGAAAUAUAGUUUGAUAUUGACAAUAAUAAAAGACUUUUGGAAAAAGACAGAGGAAAUGUUUUGCCAUACCACUUUUCAGUAAGAGACUUGUCAAUAUUGUGCUUCCACUAUUAUACAGUACAGUAUUAUCAAAGAAAUUAUAGUUUGAUCAUUAGUAAUUUGUUUCUGUCAAAUGAUUAUUUAGCUUGAAUUAUUUGUAUAGCUGUAAAAAUUCUUUUUGAACAUUGAAGACAUUCCGAGCUUUGUGUAUGUUAAACUUAAAGCUAAGCCAUUUUGUAUUACACUGAAUUUUUUCAUGUUAUACACUGUAUAUAUUAGUUUAACAUUUUUCUCAGUAAAGAAUUGAGUGGUGCAGUGGCAGAGGAUCAGAUACUCAGUAUCUCAUGUUUAUUUUGCAUACAGUAACUUGUUAAAGAUGCAAAAUUAGUUGUUGAAGGUUGUAUGUGAGAUGUCCGAGGUUCUCUGCGACUUCUAUUUUAGCAUUAUUACUAAUGGAACCUCCAGAAAGAAAAUAGUUGUUAUUUCAGCACCUACUUGGAGGAAAUUUGGAGGUGUUCCUUUGUAUUCUGCAUCUUAAUUCAUCUUUGCCAUAGUUCUUGUGAAGGUUCAUGCAGCUCUAUCAGACCCUCAAAGAGUAUUUGAUAAGACUGACUCUUCCUCAUGGAAAAAAAAAAGAUUGAAAAAUCAACAGUAACAUAAUAUGAUAAACAGUUUUAUUCCUCCCCUUCCUGCUACUGUCAUCAGUUAUUACAACACUAAAGCAGCUUACCAUUAGAUAUAGCUCCUCUUCCCACCUCCUCCUUGCACUCUCCUUCAGUUUGCUCUCACUCCAACUCAUCUUCAUCCUUCUCCCCCUUCUUUUCUUUCUCUCUCUUCCCCUCCUGUCUCUCAUCAUCUUUUCCCUCCUCCUCCACCUCCUUUUCCCCUUCUCCUUGUUUAGUAAGGUUGUAAAGUGGCAGCCAUGAUUAUUAUACAUUUAACCUUGAGAUUUGAUUUAUAUUGAUAUUUUAUGGUUAAGGUUUAUUAUGUACCACUAUACUGUACAGUACUGCAGUUAGAACUGCAGGCUUAUCUUGCUCAAGAUACAGUAUAGAUAUUAUUGUAUUGUACAAGAAAGUAGUUACAUAGUAUAUUAGUGUGUACCUUCUUGAAUUUGUGAAGGUGCGUCAGUCAUCAGAGCCUGGGAUGGCCUGUAUGUCAGUUGCAUUUCUUCCUUCUAGAGGGGUGGUUGUGACUGCUGAAUUAUUCUCCCUCCAAAGAAUUAGAAUUACCCUUCCCUUCUUUGGAUUAAAUCUGAUUAUCUUUCAUUCCUGAAAUGCUGGAUUUACUGUUUUCCCUUGAAUGUAAAAUUAAUAAUAAUUAUUAUAUAUGUCAUAUACUCAGUAAUGUUAAUUAUUCACUUAACAAUAGUUAAACAAAACUUUAAUGGUGCUGAAGGACCCAUAUAGGCUAAACAAUCUUCUGUGAGUACUGUAUAAUAAUAAUAAUAAUAAUAAUAAUAAUAAUCCCUUAGUUUGGCAGAUGUUGCUGAUAGGUAGGUUAGUAAAAACAGUGAAGAGUGUUUAUGUGGAGAGUGAGGCUCAUGUUAGUGUAUGUAAGGGAGUAAUGGACUAUUUUCCAGUAAAAGUAGGUCUGAGGCAUGAAUGUGUGAUGUCACUGUGGAUGUCUAAUAUAUGUACAGUAUUUAUAGAUGGGGUAGUAAAAGAAGUGAAUAUUGAGGUAUUGGGGAGUGGUGUGGGGUUAUGAAAGGUAUAAUUCUGAGUUAUAGUUGAGGCAUUUAGAGAGGAUGGAGCAGAAUUGGAUUACCAAGGGGGUAAGUUGGAGUAGAAGGAAUGAGGGGCAGGGGUCAUGCCAGGAAGGAUUAGAGGGAAAGUACAAAAGAGGUUUUAAAGUGGUAGGAGCAUGAACAUCCAACAGGCAUGUGUGAGUGUGUUAGUUCUGGGUGAGUGGAGAUGAGUAGUUUUUGUAUGAAGGCUUUGUGUGCUCUGGAGUGAUCAAGGUAACAUUUAUGAAGGGGUUCAGUGUAAAUAGUUAACUUUACUUGAGCCCCAGUGGAUAGUACAGUACCAGCACUCAAGUGGAGAAGCGUGGGUGUUGCAACUCCUACCUUAGUAAGAGACUGCUAGUGUGGUAAAAAAAGGGUAAUUUAAAUUUAUAUGUAUGUGCACUUCUAAAAAGACAGCUAAGGAAUAAGUGAUAGAAAUGUUACCUCCUUUGAGUUACUACCUUAAUGGGCAUGUCUGUUGUCUUGAUAGUUUCCACAAAGCCUCAUCCUCAUCAUCAGAAUGCAGUACUAAAACCUCAUUUAAAAUAUACUUUUUUAUAGAGCACAUAAGUUACCAUAUUUUCUGGCAUAUAAGACGCACAAGUGUGGGCUGUUUGCUGGCACGAUGUUUCCCAGCAGUUGUAACAUAGCAUUAGUAAACAACUUGCUAAAGUAUAACCCAAAGCUGACCCUUGACCCUGAUUUUGAGCAUAUAAGACACAGACUGAUUUUCCAAGACUUUUUUUUUUUUUUUUUUUGCUGGAAAAUACAGUAUAUAGCACUUUCAUCCAUUUGCUGGAUCAGAGAGCUGGUAUUAGAUUAGUAAAUAGAUUUUCUUUAACCAUACAUUGAUGUUCAAAUCCAUGUUUUUUUAUUUAUCUGAAGGUCUGUCAUCUCUUUUCAAAAAUAUUUUUGGAACCUUUCCCAAAGGAUAUAUUAAGUGUAAAUCAAGUAUUUUCUGUAUUGUAGACUAGGGGUAGUCUUUCCAUUCAGUUUUGGGAGAUGUACAUUUUGCAGUUGGCGUAUAACUGCAAGAAAUGAGUGAGAUAUUGAAGUCCCAAUACGACUCAGUGUUCAGCAAGCUGUUGCCCAGACUAAGGGUUGACAAUCCAAUUGAAUUCUUUAUGAAGGAAACCCAAAAUUUGGUCAUCUCAAAAAUGUUGGAUAUUAUCCUGACUCCACAAAACUUUGAAAAGGCAAUAAAUGACAUGCCCAUGCACUCUGCCCCAGGCUCAGACUCAUGGAACUCCAUGUUCAUCAAGAAUUGCAAGAAGCCCCUAUCGCAUACUUUCAGCAUUCUGUGGAGAGGAAGCAUGGACACAGGGGUCAUCCCCCACAUACUAAAAAAACAGACAUAGCCCCACUCCACAAAGGUGGCAGUAAAGCAAUUGCAAAGAACUACAGACCGAUAGCACUAACAUCCCAUAUUAUAAAAAUCUUUGAGAGGGUUCUAAGAAGCAAGAUAGCCAACAACCUAGAUACCCAUCAAUUACACAGCCUAGGGCAACACGGGUUUAGAGCAGAAUGCUCCUGCCUGUCUCAGCUCCUGGACCACUAUGACAAGGUCCUGGAUGCUGUUGAGGAUGAACAAAAUAGAGAUGUAGUAUACAUACACAGACUUAGCCAAAGCUUCCGACAAGUGUGACCAUGGUGUAAUAGCACACAAAAUGCGUGAUAAAGGAAUAACAGGAAAAGUUGGUAGAUGGAUCUAUGUCUUCCUGACAAAUAAAACACAAAGAGUAAUAGCAAACAGAGCUCUGUUUCACAAGGCACAGUACUCGCUCCCAUUCUAUUCCUCAUCCUCAUUUCUGACAUAGAGAUGUAAGCCAUAGCUCCAUGUCUUCCUUUGCAGAUGACACCUGGAUUGCCAUGGCAGUGACCUCCAUCAAAGACACUGCAAGACUCCAAGUGGACAUCAAUCAAAUCUUUAAAUGGGCCACUCAAAACAAUAUGAAGUUCAAUGCGAAGAAAUUUCAACUACUCAGAUAUGGAAAACUUGAGGAAAUUAAAAAUGUAUCAGGGUAUACGACAAAUUCUAACCAUACAAUAGAGCAAAAAAGAAAUGUGAAAGACUUGGGAGUGAUAAUGUCAGAGGAUCUUGCCUUCAAAGACCACAACAAUGUAUCUACCUCAUCGGCUAGGAAAAUGAUAGGAUGGAUAAUGAGAACCUUCAAAACUAGGGACGCCAAACCCAUGAUGACAUUCUUCAAAUCGCUUGUUCUCUCUAGGCUGGAAUACUGCUGUACACUAACGGCCCUCUUCAAGGCUGGUGACAUUGCAGACCUGGAGAGCGUACAAAGAACUUUCACAGCACACAUAAGUACAAUAAGGCACCUAAAUUACUAGAAACGGUUGAAAGUCUUUGAUCUGUAUUCCCUGGACUGCAGAUGAGAGAGAUACAUGUACGUGAUAAUAUACACUUGGAAGGUCCUGGAGGGAUUGGUACCAAACCUGCACACAAAAAUCACUCCCUAUGGAGAUGCAACAUUCUCCUGAUGAAAAGCAGGGGUGCCACGAGUACAUUGAGAGACAACACAGUAAGUGUCCAGGGCCCAAGACUGUUCAACUGCCUCCCACCAAACAUAAGGGGGAUUACCAAUAGACCCCUGACUGUCUUCAAGAAGGCACUGGACAGGCACCUUAAGUCAGUACCUGACCAACUGGGCUGUGGUUCGUACAUCAGUUUGUGUGUGGCCAGCAGUAACAGCCUGGUUGAUCAGACCCUGAUCCACCAUGUGGCCUGGUUUCAGACCGAGCCACAGGGGCAUUGACCCCAGAAACCCUCUCCAGGUAAACUCCAGGUAACAAAGCUGAAAGUCUUUCCUGUAUGUCCUGACACAGUCUCCUCAGUCUUCUAGCCUUCUCAUCAAUAUAAUAAUAAUAGUUAUCUGUCCAAAAUGUUGCCUUGUAUUCCUCACCAAUAACAGUGAAGGUGGAACACUAUCUUCAUAAAAUAAUUCAACAUUAUUAAUAUUUUUAAUAUGUCUAAUUUUUUUCCGUUUUCCAUGGCUUACGUGAAAAUUAGAUGUGGCUAUGGCCUUAAAUUCUUUAAGUCUAUGAGAUUCUGUAUAAACCACCUGUCAGCAAUAACAACAUUGCUUAUAAUUAGCAAACUUCAUUUUCCUUCUAGGUUCUCUCCCCGAGAAUCCUUUCACUUAAUUAACAUUAAACCUCACAAUUUCAGCUUUGCUUUUUACUUUGCAAGCUGUGUGCUACUAGCACCAAUAGCUUGACUGAUGAAGCCAUAACCAAGAGGCCUGGUCUGGAACCAGGCCACAAGUACAGUAACUUGUGUACAGUACUAUGCAGCAGUCAGGUGGCUUCUUGUUCACAUUUGUUCACUGGAACUGGAAGGGGGCACACCUGGUGUCUUGUCAUUUUGAUGAACUUGAUUUUUUUUUUUUUUUUACCCUAACAGAUAUUUCCCAGCAAGGUAAGAUGUCACAAAGAAGGAAACUCAUUUCACCAUCAUUCAUGCAGCACAUCUUCAGAGUUCAGGCAACUCAGUUAUUACCAUUAUUAUUAUUAUUAUUAUUAUUAUUAUUAUUAUUAUUAUUAUUAUUAUUAUUAUUAUUAUUAUAUUCACUGCAACAAUUUCUUGUAAAUAUAAUAAUAUUAAUAAUAACAAUUCUAGAAAGCACUAAACACUUAUGGGUAUUCAGUGCUUGAUCUUGGAUGCCAAAGAACAGUUGUAAUAGAGUGCCGGUUGUGGUGUAAUUACUUCUGAUGUUGAUCAUCAGAUUCAGAUGAAAACAUUUGUAAUGUACACUGUAAUAACAUAUUUCUGUGAUACUGUGUACUAUUCUUUUAGGUUAUGGGUCUUAGCUGAGACUGUACUAUAUAUAAAUUGUGAUAAGUCUUUCUGUAAGUUGUAGUACAGUAUAAUAAUUUCUUAGAUAUUAUCAAUGUUACCAGUAGUGUAAAUUUUCAACAUAAGAUUCAAUCA
Messenger RNA from Cherax quadricarinatus, 9807 nucleotides. The record is from RefSeq and is a predicted model, not a curated record. NCBI's taxonomy places the organism in Eukaryota, Metazoa, Arthropoda, Malacostraca, Decapoda, Parastacidae.